UAUAACAGUUUUACCAUCUGGUAACACUGCCAGAUAAACUAAAAAAAUCGAAUUGAUUUAUUUAAUUCCACGGAAGACGCGACGUUGACUGAAAAGCUAAGACAUGUCCAAAGAAAAGGAGGACGAGUGCGACAAGCACAAACAGCAGGCGACGGCGGACGCCAAGUCCACGUCGAGCGAGGAUUCCGAUGAGUACCAAUCGGCCGGUGAGGGCGAGGAUGGAGACGGCGAUGGUGACGGUGAUUCCCCAGCGGAGCGCCCGCCUGACAAAACCAGCCCCACGGUCGCCGUUGCGCCCACAGCAAAGGCAGCAUCGCCACUGCCCACUGUGAAGCCAGCAUCCGAGGCCCUGGACUUUCCUAUGCACCGGAGUGUUUUCGAGGACGACAUCAAGUCGCUGCAGCGACGACUUCUAUUGAGCACGGCCCAAGACGAAGUGGGUAGAAAGGAUAAGCACGGCAAUACGCCACUCCAUCUGGCCGUAAUGCUGGGCAGAAAGCACGCUGUCCGUUUGCUUCUGGCCCAAAACGCCCCCGUAAAGAUCAAGAACAAUGAGGGCUGGUCCCCGCUGUCCGAGGCCAUUAGCUACGGCGACCGCCAGACAAUCACCCAGGUGCUGCGAAUGCUAAAGCUGCAGUCCCGCGAACACAUGGAGAGUCGGCGCGAGAAGCUGGUCAAUGCGCUGCGCCAGAUGCAGGACUUCUACAUGGAAUUCAAGUGGGAUUUUCAAUCAUGGCUGCCACUGGUUUCCCGCAUCCUGCCCUCGGACAUCUGCCGGCUUUACAAGUCGGGCGCCUCCAUUCGUUUGGACACCACACUGGUGGACUUCAAUGAUAUGCGUUGGGAGCGAGGGGACAUAUCGUUCUUGUUUAGAGGUGAGGCGCCGGCAAGGGAAUCGCUGGUUCUGUUGGACAAUGAGCAGGAAUGCUUUCAGCGGCUGCGAUACGAGGAAUCAGACAUGGAGGAUGAGGUGGAUGUGCUCAUGUCGACCGAUAUACUGGCCACCCAGAUGUCCACCAAGACGAUUCAGUUCGCACGGGCGCAACGCGGAUGGAUAUUCCGCGCCAAUCGCAAGGAGCUCAUUGGGGGCCAAUACCAGUGCGAAAUUUACACCAUCCAGGGCUUAAUCCUGAAGCAGCGUAAGAGGCGGGAACACCUGUCACACGAGGAUCUACAAAAGAACCGCGCCAUUGUCGAGACUAUUACCAAGGGUGCCAGCCAGCAGCCGGAUACGCGUCGCUCCAGUCUAGGCAGCCAGCACACGGCCACGCCGCCGGAGACCAAUACACCAACGGCUCCGAAUGGCAUCUCACUGCCGGAGCUGCCGCGUCGCAGCUCGCUGCAGGCCCCGCCGCCUCCCACAGUCACCUGGCGACAGUAUCUCGAUGCGGAGGUCGGUAAGUGCCCGCAACUGGGUCGGACACCCGUGCACAAGCAAUCCAACAAGACGCUGCGAGCAACGGUAGCCAUGAGCAAGGACUUUCCACUUAGCGUGGAUAUGCUGCUGGACGUUCUGGAAGUCGUGGCACCCCUAAAACACAUCAACAAGCUGCGCGAAUUCGUCACGCUGAAGCUACCGACGGGCUUUCCCGUGAAGAUUGAGAUACCCGUACUGCACACGGUGACCGCCAAGGUGACGUUCCAAAAAUUCGAGUUCCGCGACAACAUCCCCGCCAAGAUGUUCGAGGUGCCAUCGCACUAUUGGGAGGAUGUGCGUCGCUUUCAGGACUUAUGACCAGGCGACGGAGAAGCCGCGCCAAAGGCCAAAGCAGCAACCGGCGGACCGACUGGAGCAGCGACUGGCGUUCAUGUCGACUUGAAUCGCAAUGCGUCCUCGCCCUCCAUUGCGGAGUUCGAUUGAUGAGGCGUCUACCGCGACACACGCCUCUCAUUCUGCCUGUCCGCCUGUCCCACACAUUUCAUGUCGCGUUUAGUGAUCACUCCAGCAAAAGUCGGAGGAUACAGCUCGAACGCGGGCGGCUUGUUUAUAUUGCCACCCUAAUUGGUGGGGUGCGGUCCCAAAACAGCUGCUCCACUGGCGAGGAAUCCAGAAGAUCACUUUCCCAAAUUGCCUUUCGUAUCUGCCGAUAAUCGCGGCGGUACGAAGGUAAAACUAAAUGUCCAAUCUGCAGAAUUGCUUGCUGAUAGCCACGUUGACAGCAGCAAUUUGCUAAGUUUUUAGUUUGUAAGUGAUUAGAUGUUGUCCAAUAUCCGAUCGUUUCGCAAAACGUUUAUCAUUUUAUUUAUGUCCAUACCCCCUUUCCGUGUUUAGUGCAAUUUCAUACAUAGUUUUAAGGUCAACUGGGAAAGAAGACAGAUGUUUGUUUUCGAAAUCGAAAAAAAAAGAAUCCACGUAACCGCUUGAAGAACGUUCAUCAAACAAUUGCGUUCUUCUUCUACUUAGGCUAUGUGUACUAGAGAAUCGAUCGCAAAACCAUUUCCAUUUCGCCUUUCCUCGCAAUAGUCUCAAGUAUUUAGAAGUGCGCAAAACUGAGACCAGCAGCUUCACAAAUCAAUUAUAAAUAAAUAUUUAUACAUACGCAUGUAACCAAGUAUUUAUUUAGUUCCAUCUUAGCCAAUUAUUUAUACUGCAAAGAGCGUCUGUACUUGCUUUGUAUUUGUUAAUCAACAAAACCAGCUAGCACCGAUUUAGUUUCGGUUCGCAUUGCUUUGCUGUGAUUUUGCCCUCUUUAAAACAAAAAAAAUAUGACUAAACACCACCAUGUAUUUAUGUAUGUAUAACUGCCAUUGCUUGCUUUUAUUCGGACACAAUUUUUUAUUUCGUUUAUAGAACUCCAAUCCAUUUAGGUCAAAUCAAGGCGAUAAUCAAAUGAAAUUGUUUUUAAACCGUAAUCCUAGAUCAAAACACAUCUUCACAAGAAUUCUGAUGUAAGCAAAAAUCAGUAUAUUUUACUAGGUAAGGGCAAUUUAUUGAAACAUUUAUAUUUAUACGUGGCCACCCUAACUGUAAUUGAACCGAGCAAUUGUAUACGCUCUAAAAAAAAUAAUUAUAUACACAAACUGUAAAUGUGCAAACCCAAGAGAAUUUGUGUUUUAUUU
Molecule: messenger RNA, 3060 nt
Organism: Drosophila melanogaster (fruit fly)
Lineage: Eukaryota; Metazoa; Arthropoda; Insecta; Diptera; Drosophilidae
Exons: 2
Coding region: 104-1735 (543 amino acids)
Cellular component (GO): endoplasmic reticulum membrane
Source: RefSeq, marked reviewed